This is a messenger RNA of Odobenus rosmarus divergens (Pacific walrus), 1357 nucleotides long. RefSeq names its product ATPase, Na+/K+ transporting, beta 4 polypeptide (gene ATP1B4). NCBI's taxonomy places the organism in Eukaryota, Metazoa, Chordata, Mammalia, Carnivora, Odobenidae. The transcript is spliced from 8 exons. Gene Ontology annotation, biological process: regulation of DNA-templated transcription; potassium ion transport; sodium ion transport. Bases 65 to 1135 code for a protein of 356 amino acids. The record is from RefSeq and is a predicted model, not a curated record. Gene Ontology annotation, cellular component: sodium:potassium-exchanging ATPase complex; nuclear inner membrane.
GCAGAAGCUCCAGAACUCUCACCCCCUGGCCUGCCUCUGCCCCGUCUGUGCCCACGGAACAGCCAUGAGAAGGCAGCUCCGGUCCAGAAGGGCUCCGGCCUCUCCUUACGCUUAUCGCUACAGACUUGACGAUCAGGAUGAAGUGAACCAGAACUACUUAGCAGAUGAAGAGGAAGAAGCUGAAGAAGAGGCUCGGGUGAUGGUGGUACCCGAUUUGGAGGAGGAGGAGGAAGAAGAGGAGGAGGAGGAAGAGGAGGAGAUAGAAGAGGAGGAAAAGGAGGAGGAAAAGGGUCAAGGUCAGCCAGCAGGCAAUGCUUGGUGGCAGAGAUGGCAGAUCGUGAGCGAAUACCUGUGGGAUCCGGAGAAAAGGAUGUCUCUGGCCCGAACAGGCCUGAUCUUAGUCAUUUACUUCUUCUUCUAUGCCUCCCUGGCUGCUGUCAUCACCCUCUGCAUGUACACGCUAUUUCUGACCAUCAGUCCCUACAUGCCGACCUUCACUGAGAGGGUGAAGCCUCCUGGAGUUAUGAUUAGACCCUUCGCCCAUAGCCUUAACUUCAACUUCAACGUUUCUGAACCUGACACUUGGCAGCAUUAUGUCAUUAGCCUAAAUGGCUUUCUCCAGGGUUACAACGACAGUCUUCAAGAGGAGAUGAAUGUAGAUUGUCCCCCGGGGCAGUACUUCAUCCAAGAUGGCGAUGAGGAUGAAGACAAGAAGGCCUGCCAAUUUAAGCGCUCCUUCCUGAAGAACUGCUCGGGCUUGGAGGACCCUACUUUUGGCUACUCUACUGGACAGCCGUGCAUCCUUCUAAAGAUGAACCGGAUUGUAGGCUUUCGUCCUGAGCUUGGGGAUCCUGUGAAGGUGUCCUGCAAAGUUCAGAGAGGCGAUGAAAAUGACAUCCGAUCCAUCAAUUACUACCCAGAGUCGGCUUCUUUUGACCUUCGCUACUACCCUUACUACGGCAAACUGACUCAUGUUAACUACACCUCCCCGCUGGUGGCAAUGCACUUUACAGAUGUGGUGAAGAACCAAGCGGUGCCCGUCCAGUGCCAGCUGAAGGGCAAGGGCAUCAUAAAUGAUGUCAUCAAUGAUCGUUUUGUGGGUAGGGUGAUCUUUACUCUGAACAUAGAAACCUAAGAACUUUGCAGGGCGCUCCCACUAGUUCUGUUUCUGUUUUAUUUCAUGUACCCCCUGGUAGUACCUGAAUUCUUUUUCUUCGCUCAGGACACAGCCAGAUGGACACCUAAGACAGCAGAUCAUCUUUCCUUGCCUUUGACAUAUGUAUAAAAUGACAUUGUGGGAUUGAUUUUUUAAAGGUAGUCUCUCCUGAUGACAAAUAGAUGAUGUUAAUUUCCUUUC